CACUGUUUGGUGAAGCCGCAGCCCUCGUUUCGUUUACAUAUGUGCCUGCACAUUGUGAUAAUGACACUAAAAUUGAAUUGAAUUGAAUAUGUACUCUUCCCCUGUUGAGUGUUCACAUGUAAUUUGCACAUGUGAUUUUUUCAUAAGGGGAGAGAGGGAAAAUGCUGAAGUGAUGUUUUAGAAGGAGCCUGUGUGCAAUACUUAUGCUUAAUAAGACAUCUUGUUGGAGACCUAGAGAGGGAAUUCCUUAAGACUUGUAUGUCUAACAUCUGAAGGGAUGGGAGAAAUUCUGUAUCCAAAAGAAGAGGCUCAUCCUAUUUGAUGCAAGUGGGAGUAAGAGGGAAUGUGAGGAUGUUGGAGCUUGAAGAAAUAAAUUCAGAUUUUAUAAAGUUCCAUUUUAAGACACGUGUGCAUUAUGCAUUUGUAAAAAGUGUAACUACCCAAAUACAUUAGUCAAGUGUGAACUUGUAAAACCGAAGGCUAGUGAAGGAUGAGAGCAGCCCAUGAUCACUGUUGACCUCACAAGCUUAAAUCAAUGAGAAAAUGCCCAAGCUUUGGAAACUGUAAGUCACCCUGGAUAUCCUCAACAUCUGCUAACAGAACAUUAAAUAAGACUGGUAUUCAAAAUAUUUCUCAGAAAACGAACCGAUUGCAUGUGAUUUACAUAGCCAACUUGAGAAUUAUCAGGGGAAUCACAGACAUACACAGAAAUACACUGCAUGGCCAAAAGUAUGUGGACACCCCUUCUUAUUAGGGGGUUUGGCUGCUUCAGCCGCAUCCAUUGCUAACAGGUGUGAUUGUUCAAGUGUUCACAUACUUUGGGGCGUGUAGUGUAUAUUCACUUCCCUCAAUGAUUACAGUUGAAGCAGUUGAAGCACUAGACUAGGUUUCCUUUGUUCCAUCAUACAAGAGUGACUCCUCUGGGUGACAAAGAGUCUGAGUCUGCAAUCUUCUAGCCUGUGCAUUAAAUUAAAUCUGUACUCCUGUGAUUCAGUGACUGUGCUGCUCAUUUGCUGGAGUAAUGAAUGGAUCGGGAAAUGAAUGAAUGAAUGAAUCUGGUGGAUGGCAGCAUAUGCUUUGCAAGACACGCUGGAUAGUCUGUGUUUUGCUGAACUAACUGAGGCUACCACAGACGUCUGUAUGUUUGGCCAUGAGAAAAAAUAAGAAGCAUAAGAAUUGGUUCAGAAACUAACUUUAAAAGGUGCUCCUAACUGGAUAUCAUGUAAACACUGCUUACCCCUUUUAGGAAAUGUUUCUUGAUGUUUGACCAAGAACAAUAAAGUCCUGUAUGAUGUUUCAGGAUCCCCCCCCCCACUCCCCAAUGUGGGAGUGAAGCGUAUCCAAUCAUGGGAAAAGAGUGCCCUGGCCUUGCCCUGGGACUGCCACUGGCCACACUAAUAACAGCCCUGUCCACAUCCAUAACACACUCCUACCCGCCGGGUCAGAGCGCGAGCAUACUUCUGCCUUGGGGUGAGAGCAGCUGGCAGUCCUCCAGGACGCUAUCUGCCAUUUCCUUUGGGGGGGAGGGGGUAUGAACCGAAGGAGCUGCUCUGAUUGGAUAAACUCUGCUCACUGUGUCAUAAUAAGGCCUGAGCUGCAGUAAUACGUCUAAUCCUGUAUUGCUUUACUGAGAAGGAGACGGCCACUCGCUGCAGGCUGCUGGCACUGGGCACAGCUGCUUGUCCCCUCAUAGAGGACUGCUGUGGAACUGCUGACCUGCCGUCCCUUACUCUCUCCCCCCCAAUGGCGUGACACCAUGAACUCAGCGCAUGUCUGGAUUGUGCUCACCUCGGUCUUCUCCACCCUCCUCUUCCUCAUCAUUUUGGCGUUGCUCUGCUUCUUUACCUGCCGACUGGCGUCGAAAGUCAAGCCACUGGGCACGCCCAUGCACUUCUGAGCAUGCUGCAACCCCACCUGCUUCCUCUGACACCGGUGGGCGCAUUGACCAUGGUCACCAUGAGGGCAAGGCUAAGCAGGCCCUGUAUGAGGUGGUGGAGAUGGACAGAGCCAUCCAGCAGGGAGGACUGAUGACCAGCUUGCAUGACACCCUGACUGUGGUGACUGCAGAUCAUUCACAUGUCUUCAGCUUUGGAGGAUACACACCAUGUGGAAACUCCAUAUUUGACCAAAAUAACUACCAGGCCCAGGCAGCAGUGCCCCUGCGUUAUGAGACGCACGGCGGGGAGGACGUGGCGGUGUUCGCUAGGGGCCCCAUGGCCUACCUGCUGCAUGGAGUGCAGGAGCAGAACUACAUUCCCCACGUCAUGGCCUACGCAGCCUGCAUUGGGCAGAACUGAAACCACUGCCCAGCUGCCCUCAGCCAGGCACCUGCCCCGGCCCUGCCCCUCCUCCUGGCCUUCCUCAUCCAAAUUGGCCUCCUUUGCUGACCCUGGCCCCAUCCAGCUCUGCCAGCCAUCUGUGCUCACCCCACCCCCAACAGGACCAUGACAACUCCACCCCACAAUUCUGCUAAUUCCACCUUCAAUGUGCCCCUCCUCCCACAACUCACCCCCCCCCCUGCUGACCCAUCUCCUCUUCCAGACCCACCUGUCUGUAUGCACACAUCCAUUGUACUUUCAUACUUCAGAUUUUUGCUACACUAAAUAUAAUAUUGAUAAUAACAAAAUUCUGUUCGUAUACAAUGUAUGAAAUCAUCAUUAUGAAUUGAUAAGCAUGAGAUUUCUCAUUUAGUAUAGCACAAAUGAGAAAUACACUUUAGUGUUUAUAUUAUAUACAUUAUGUUUAUAUCCUGUAGUGUUUUAAUGGGGAAAGGAUAAACAUUACACAGAAAUAUGGUGAUUCAGUGUGACCAGAAAUUUAAUUCUCAAAAAUGUUGGCAUGUGGCUCUUGUGAACAAAAUGGAUUUAACAAAAAAAGUAACUUGUUGGGGGGCUGCUGGGUCACUCAAUUGUGUGCUGCAAGUAGACCUUUUUCAAGUGAGCACCAAGGUUCUUGAUCAAAUCUGACCUGAGCCAGUGCAUUGCAUCACUCAGGGAUAUAGUCAGUAGGGAUAGAGCAGUGUUCAGGGAUACAGGCAGGGUACAGUCAGUAGGGAUAUAGCAGUGUUCAGGGAUGUGGGAGGGGUAUAGUCAGUAGGGAUAUAGCAGUGUUCAGGGGUACAGUCAGUAAGGAUACAGCAGUGUUCAGAGAUACAGUCAGUAUGGAUACAGCAGUGUUCAGGGAUGUGGGAGGGGUACAGUCAGUAGGGAUAUAGCAGUGUUCAGGGAUAUGGGAGGGGUAUAGUCAAUAGGGAUACAGCAGUGCUCAGGGAUACAGUCAGUAGGGAUAUAGAAGUGUUCAGGGAUAUGGGAGGGAUACAAUCAGUAGGGAUACAGCAGUGUUCAGGGAUGUGGGAGGGGUACAGUCAGUAGGGAUAUAGCAGUGUUCAGGGAUAUGGGAGGGGUAUAGUCAAUAGGGAUACAGCAGUGCUCAGGGAUACAGUCAGUAGGGAUAUAGCAGUGUUCAGGGAUAUGGGAGGGGUCGGUCAAUAGGGCUAUAGCAGUGUUCAGGGAUGUGGGAGGGAUGCAGGCAGUAGGGAUACAGCAGUGUUCAGGGAUACAGUCAGUAGGGAUAUAGCAGUGUUCAGGGAUACAGUCAGUAGGGAUAUAGCAGUGUUCAGGGAUAGUCAAUAGGGAUAUAGCAGUGUUCAGGGAUAUGGAAGGGAUGCAGUCAGUAGGGAUAUAGCAGUGUUCAGGGAUGUGGGAGGGAUGCAGUCAGUAGGGAGGCAGCAAUGUUCAGGGAUAUGGGAGGGAUACAGUCAAUAGGGAUAUAACAGUGUUCAGGGAUGUGGGAGGGAUACAGUCAGUAGGGAUAUAGCAGUGUUCAGGGAUGUGGGAGGGAUACAGUAGGUAGGGAUAUAUAGCAUUGCUCAUUGCUCCAGUGACUCCAGCUGGCUGUCUCGGCACCUGUGGUUGGCAUUCUGUACACGUGUAUGAAUGGGUCUCCUCCACCACUGCUCUACAUGAGCAUGGCUGGCAGCUGGCAGACGUGUGUUUUGGAGGAGAACUAGGGUGUGCCUUCACGCUGCCAAGCCAGCAGCAGGGCCUGUAUAUGAGCACACUUGCACAUAGUCCACAAAUUGGACAUUCCAAAUUCAGGUGAUCGAGAUGUCAAAUUCUAUAAAAAAGCCUUUCUAAAGGGAAGUGAGGCCAUAGAGGUUGCACCUCUCCCCACCCCUCCCGACCUCCCUGUAGUCUCUAAUUGGUUAUGUAAGCUUAGGUAUAUAGCUAGGUAAGCUGUUUAUUUUAUUUUAGUUAUUGCACUUGUGCCUACUUGUUUAAUAAUUGCCUGGAUUAUUUGCAUAGACUGUUUUUGCUGCUGCUUUUGUUUGUGUUCAGAUUAACCUACAGGGAGUUAUACUACGCGGUCGCUCCCUGCGCUUGGAUCUGUACUUCCCUCUAGGGUUUUCAACACACUUGUCCCUGGAUACGGUUAUACACUUUGUUGUACGUCACUCUGGAUAAGAGCGUCUGCCAAAUGCCUGUAAUGUAAUAGUCUAAACAGGAAAAACAAAUAAUUUUUACAGAAUCAAUGAAAUCCAAAGGAAAAGCUCUAUGAUUAUUAUGGUGAAAAAUGUCAUUUUAAAUAUUUUUUAAAAAUAUUGAGUUAUUGAGGAGGCAAAUCUCAGUGGGUUCCCUCGGUUUUUAAUCCACAGCUGUGUAUUAACAUAAUUUUCCAAAGCACCAUACUAGCAAGGGAUCUGCUGCGUAUGAAGUUGUGGAUUACAGCGUGCAAAUUGGAGUACUGUAUCAGAGCACUCAUUUAGUCAGCAAAAUGGUAAGCAUUGUUGGGCUGAAUGGCCCAUCAUUAUGUUAUGAAGAAUGUCUGUUGUGCACGACAGUUUUUUUUCUCUAGUUGAUCCCUAGCAAGACUCCUGCAAGUCCCUAACCCUAACCCAAAAUUCAGUGUUCAGUGUUUUCCCCUCCUGAGUGGAAUUCAGAGAUUUAAAGACUGAGGAACCUGUUCUGUGGUAGACACAGCAAAAGCGGAGAAUAUAAAAGUUUUAAUAUUUCACAUGGGGCAAAUUUAAAAUUGUGAAGCAACUAUGAUUGUGAGUAUUACAAUGCUGAGCCCAUUAUAAACAAUACACUACUUUAAAACAACUUUAAAAAGAUAAAUAUGCUUGCUAAACAUUCUUAUAAAUAAACCAAAAUAAAAAAUAAA
Molecule: messenger RNA, 5163 nt
Organism: Anguilla rostrata (American eel)
Lineage: Eukaryota; Metazoa; Chordata; Actinopteri; Anguilliformes; Anguillidae
Product: alkaline phosphatase-like
Exons: 5
Coding region: 1770-2297 (175 amino acids)
Biological process (GO): dephosphorylation
Cellular component (GO): plasma membrane
Molecular function (GO): alkaline phosphatase activity
Source: RefSeq, a predicted model, not a curated record